CAUUUCUAUCCCUCUAUAUAUAUAUAUGAGCAACCGGUUGCCGCUUGUUAAUUGUCGCUUAUCUUCCCUUCGAGCCCUAGAGAAAGCUACCAGUCUCAACGCCUCUUCGUCCCUGAAUCCUUGAGCCCUCUCAGUCUUGGUUUAUGAGCUCCAAGGAGAAACCUACUCUCGGAGGUACACGGAUCAAGACCCGCAAACGGAAUAUAGCUGCACCUUUGGACCCUGCAGCUUUUGCGGAUGCAGUGGUCCAGAUAUAUCUGGAUAAUGAUGGUGAUCUGGAACUUGUUGCCAAAAGCAUCGAAUCUUCAGAUCUUAACUUCUCACGAUAUGGUGACACCUUUUUUGAGGUGGUCUUCACUGGAGGCCGUACCCAACCUGGCACAAUAAAGCCAGAUGAAGGAGAAAGACACUCCUAUUCUGUUUUAGAUUGUGAGCCUAAACGUGAAGCUAUCUUGCCAUCUGUUCUCUAUAUACAGAAAAUCUUGCGUCGGAGGCCCUUUAUGAUAAAGAGUCUUGAAAAUGUUAUGCGGAAAUUCUUGCAGUCUUUGGAGCUUUUUGAGGAGAAUGAGAGAAAGAAGCUUGCUAUUUUCACAGCCCUUACAUUUUCUCAGAAGCUAUCAGGACUUCCACCUGAGACUGUCUUGCAGCCAUUGCUCAAGGACAAUCUUGUGGCCAAGGGGCUAGUUCUUUCAUUCAUUACUGAUUUCUUCAAGGAAUAUCUGAUUGAAAACAGUCUAGAUGAUCUUAUAUUGCUUUUGAAACGAGGUAAAAUGGAGGAUAAUCUCCUUGAUUUCUUCCCAACUGCAAAACGCUCUGCCGAGGGCUUUUCUGAGCAUUUCACAAAAGAAGGAUUAUUAGCUCUUGUUGAAUACAAUGAGAAGAAAAUAUUUGAGGUGAAGCUAAAGGAAAUGAAAUCAGCAUUGACUACCCAGAUUGCAGAAGAGACUGAUAUAUCUGAAGUUAUAGAGACUGUAAAACAACAGGUUAAAGAUGCUAAGUUGCCUGAUGUUGAGGUUGUACGCAUUUUGUGGGAUGUAUUAAUGGAUGCUGUUCAAUGGUCUGGGAAAAAUCAACAGCAAAAUGCAAAUGCUGCUCUUCGCCAGGUCAGAACAUGGGCCAAACUUUUGAAUGCUUUUUGUACUAAUGGGAAGUUGGAACUUGAACUCAUGUACAAAGUCCAGAUCCAAUGCUAUGAGGAUGCCAAACUGAUGAAGUUAUUUCCUGAAAUCAUAAGGUCACUUUAUGAUCUAGAUGUGCUUGCUGAGGACACUAUUCUUCACUGGUUUCGUAAAGGUGCUAACCCAAAGGGCAGGCAAACUUUUGUAAAAGCCCUGGAGCCAUUUGUUAACUGGCUUGAGGAAGCUGAAGAGGAAGACUGAAUGCGGGAAGGCUACAAGUGACGUUGGAGGGGACUAGUAAUCUAUGCCUGCUGCCAAUUAUUUACUGUGGGGUCUCCAUGUAUCAAGUAAAAUUAAUAACAUGUAAUCUGUGCCAAAAUCAUAAAUCUCAUCACAAUUUUAAGUUAUGCCGGCACCUGUUUCUGCGCCUGCACACUCAGUUUUUUGCUUGCAUUAGAGCUGUAUCAACUUCUUUGAAAGGACUUUUGGUGUGAAAUAAUAAUAUUUAAAUUCGGGUUUUAGAAGUGAUAA
This is a messenger RNA of Phoenix dactylifera (date palm), 1649 nucleotides long. RefSeq lists its product as uncharacterized. Lineage: Eukaryota; Viridiplantae; Streptophyta; Magnoliopsida; Arecales; Arecaceae. The record is from RefSeq and is a predicted model, not a curated record. Gene Ontology annotation, cellular component: cytoplasm; membrane. Gene Ontology annotation, molecular function: protein binding.